Paramuricea clavata is the source of this 912-nucleotide messenger RNA. Lineage: Eukaryota; Metazoa; Cnidaria; Anthozoa; Malacalcyonacea; Plexauridae. The record is from the annotation of a GenBank genome assembly.
AUGGCAUUCAGAGGAAAAUAUUAUGCUUGGUUGGCAGAUUGUGUAGCAGGUAAGGGUUGAAUUAAGUUUUUUUUUAUUUUGUGAGUUUUUUGGGGAAAAAGAGUUUUUGUUUUUUUUUCAUUUGCAGCAAUGAAUUUGUCCAAAAAAGUUGUCUACCAUUCGGAAGUGUAUUGUAAAUGCGCAGUGUGUAAAUCGUGGGAUGGUAAAAAUGAAGGACGUUGGGGAUGUUUACGGUUAGAGUGUGGGUGUGAAAAAAAAGUGAUUUUUGUUGUGAAACAUGUACGUCCCGAUUCGAAUGAAAUGAUGUUGACCUAUGAAUGCGGUACCGAUGAAUGUGGUUUUAAAAUUGCUGCACAUGAUGCAAAUUGCAAACCAUAUUUUGCCAUUGUACAAAUAAUCGCACCGUAUUUAUUUUGGCACACGCAUGAAAAGUGUGAAUGUAACGAGUACACGAAACUUGCCGUGGAACGUGUGACAGCCGGUAAAGAUGUUAGUGAUCCAACAAAGGAACGUAGCAUACAAUUAAAGAAUGAACUUCAACCUAUUUAUUUGUGUGCUUUGCAAAAAUGCACUUAUCGUAAAUCUAUCCCUCAAAUUGUUUCACACCAUUUACGAUGUGUUUGCAAUAAACCCAUGAUCUACCUUGCAGAGAAAGAAAUUUAUUGUUGUGCCGAGCUUGACGGGGGGUGUGGUUCGUGCUUUCACGAGUUUGACACAUUAACUUAUGUGUGUACUGAGCUUGCUUGUGAGGCGUGUAUUGAUUCGCCAUGGUGUACAAUACCGAGGGUUGCAAAGACAAUUUGUGGACAAAAAGGCAUAUUAAAGUAUUGUCUUUUUGAAAAUUUUAAUUUUUACGGUGAACUACUUUAUGAAUGUAGACAUGAUAACACUUGUACAGAAGUAUUGCCGUGA